UCACGACACACAUCUCUGGGAAGCUAGCUACGCAGUAGACGGAUAGUUAGCACAAUGAAUUUGCUCUAUGCCACGAUAAUAUUAUGAAAUAGAUUUAUCAGAGGAUAUGAAUGUGUUCAAUCGCAAUUAUCAUAGAUUGAUAUUGGUCAAUUCAUUAAUGUGUCAAGGCUAAGACAAGUGUAGCAAGCUCGUACUUGCCGUACAUUUGUGCUUGUUACGCUAACAGUUAGCUACGCCUAUGAUGACACAUUUCAACAAGAAUACAAGAAAGAAAGCCUAGACUCUGCAUGGCGAGCGAGUGGCGGCAGCAGAAGUGACUGUCCCUAGACCAGCCAGAGAGGCCUGUGGCAGAGUGGUGGUGUGGCCCCAGCCCCGUACGGGAGGAGAACCACCAUGGCCUCUCGUCAUCAGAGGAACUCUGUGCGGAUCCUGUCCAGCCGGGAGCGCGGCUCACAGGCCUUUGGCUCCAAGCGCCUGCUGCAGCAGCUGGUGGAGGAGAAGGUCCGCUGGAUGAAAUGGCAGAGUCAGAAAGUGGAGCUGCCAGACAGCCCUCGCUCGACGUUCCUGUUGGCCUUCAGCCCAGACCGGACCCUCAUGGCUUCCACUCAUGUCAAUCACAACAUCUACAUCACAGAGGUGAAGACUGGAAAGUGCUUGCAUUCGCUGGUAGGCCACCGCCGCACGCCCUGGUGCGUGACCUUUCACCCUACCAUCCCAGGUCUGGUGGCCUCCGGGUGCCUUGACGGAGAGGUCCGCAUCUGGGACCUGCAUGGUGGCAGUGAGAGCUGGUUCACGGAAAGCAACGUGGCCAUUGCCUCGCUAGCCUUCCACCCCACUGCCCAGCUCCUCCUCAUCGCCACCAAUAAUGAGCUCCACUUCUGGGACUGGAGCCGGCCUGAGCCCUUUGCCGUGGUCAAAACCGGCAGCGAGACUGAAAGAGUCAGGUUGGUGAGAUUUGAUCCUUUGGGGCACAAUCUUCUGACUGCUACUGUGAACCCCUCCAACCAGCAGAAUGAUGAUGACUCAGAGGUCCCCAUGGACAGCGUAGAGAUGCCCCACUUCCGCCAGCGCUCCUUCCUGCCCUCCCAGCCUGUACGCCGCACGCCCAUCCUCCACAACUUUCUGCACAUCCUUUCCUCACGCUCCUCGGGAGCGCAGGCCGGGGGGGAUGCGUCCCGCCCUGGCGGGGAGAGCAGCGGCGAGCCCCCCAGCAUGCCUUUGGGCCAGUACCCAGCCUCUCAGGACCGUGGACUGCCCUUCCCAGGCUGCACCCAGCACCUGGGCAUGGUGUGCCUAUGCAGCCGCUGCACAGCCAACCGCAGCCCCUCUCUGGGCGAGGGGCCCUCCUCCAGGCCUGUGGUCCUCCCUGAGCACCCUCAGCCGGCCCCCCAUGCCUCAACCUUUUCCUCAGCCCGUACGGAGCCCCGACAGCCUUCAGAGCCCAGUGGGGCCCAACAGCGGCCCUCUGCCUUCACAACGGUCUACUAUAGCGCCGGCAGCUCCCUGCACCGUGCCGUGCCUACCGCCCACGUGGCCAGCCCGCCCCUGAGCCAGCAGCCUCCCACCCACCAGCACCCACCCCUCUCCCGCCCACUGCCCGGACCCGAUUGGACACGCAGCCUGCUGAACAUGAGAGGCUCAGAGAGCAGAACUGGAGGGAGUGAAGGUGGGGUGAGCGGGGUAGGUGGUAUGGGUGGUGUCGGGGGUGGGAUGCUGCCCCCCCGAACCAGCUCGUCCUCCGUCAGCCUGCUGUCAGUGCUCCGACAGCAGGACGGCUCCUCCCAGUCCCCUGUCUACACUUCCGCCACAGAGGGACGGGGUUUCCCCACGCAGUCAAGCUCUGAACCGGGCUCUAGCCCCGUGGCCAAUCAGCGAGGUGGUGGAGGCGCGGGCACCAGCAGCGGGCACCACCCUUUCUGGGACGGCACGCGCAGCAACCCGACCUCGUUCCGCAACGUGCUCCAGUGCAACCUGAGCCGCUACUUCAUGGAGUUUGACCGCAUGCAGGACCUGGAGUCGCCGCUGGGGGGUGUCGGGGGAGGGGAGGGCGGCCAGGAGCAGACGCAGGAGCUGCUCAACAACAACAUGGACCCGGAGAGACCCAGGCCUUCCUCCUCCCACUAUCAGCCCCAGCCGCCCCCACCAACCCCAGCCGAGAACAACCCCCCUCCCUCCAAUGCGGCUCACUCCUCUCGGGGCCAACUGAACCGCUGCCGGGCCUGCCACAACUUGCUCACCUUCAACCACGACUCCCAACGCUGGGAGCGCACCAGCCCAGCCUCGUCCACCUCCGCUGUCUCCACCCAGGAGGGCUCCAGCUCUCCCUGGCAGCAGCCGACCAGCCCUGCCUAUGAAGAGACCCAUGUGUCACCACAGAGGCGGGAACCCCAACCCCAGCCACCAGAGAGGGAGAGGAGGGUAACCCAGCCCCUGGAGCCCAGCGAGCGGCAGCCCUCCCCAGGCCCUCAUGGUGCGGCCAUGCCCUUCCCCACCAUUGCGUCGUCCACUGCCCAGCCCGGUGAGCAGACGGUGGGCCUGGUGUACAACCAGGAGACGGGCCAGUGGGAGCGCGUCUACCGCCAGGCCGCCUCCAGCCACUCCACCGUUGCUGACGCACCGCCAGAGGCCUUAAGCCAGGAAAUGCCUGUGGAUAACCCAGACGAGGACUCUCUGAGGAGGAGACUGUUGGAGUCCUCCCUCCUCUCUCUCUCCCGCUACGACAUGGGAGGAUCCAGAGACCACCCCAUCUACCCAGACCCUGCCAGGUUGUCCCCGGCUGCGUACUACGCGCAGAGAAUGAUCCAGUACCUGUCGAGGCGGGACAGUAUCCGCCAGCGUUCGCUGCGCUACCAGCAGAACCGCCUGAGGACCCUCUCCUCCUCUUCGGACAGCCCGGCCGGCAACCCCUCGGCCGCAAUGGAGAACAGCGAUGUGGACUUUGAAGAGCUAGAUGACAACGGAGACCGGACGAGGCACCGAACACCACGCAACGCCAGGAUGUCUGCGCCUUCACUGGGGCGAUUCGUUCCUCGGCGGUUUCUUUUGCCUGAGUACCUGCCCUACGCUGGAAUCUUCCACGAGAGGGGACAGCCUGGCCUGGCCACCCACUCCUCUGUCAACAGGGUCCUAGCAGGUGCCUCAAUCGGGGACGGCCAGUCGGCGGUGGCCAGCAACAUAGCCAACACCACCUACCGGCUGCAGUGGUGGGACUUCACCAAGUUCGAUCUACCUGAGAUCAGCAACGCCUCUGUGAAUGUGCUGGUGCCAAAUUGUAAGAUCUACAACGAUGCCAGUUGUGACAUCUCGGCGGACGGGCAGCUCCUGGCCGUGUUCAUACCCAGCAGCCAGCGGGGCUUCCCUGAUGAGGGCAUCCUGGCUGUGUACUCCUUGGCACCUCACAACCUGGGGGAGGUGCUCUACACCAAAAGAUUUGGUCCCAAUGCCAUCUCGGUGAGCCUGUCUCCCAUGGGCUGUUACGUGAUGGUGGGCUUGGCCUCCCGCAGGAUCCUGCUGCAUCCCUCCACCGACCACAUGGUGGCGCAAGUGUUCCGGCUGCAACAGCCCCACGGUGGAGAGACCUCCAUCAGGAUGGUGUUCAACGUGGUCUACCCCAUGGCUCCGGACCAGCGGCGGCACGUCAGCAUCAAUUCAGCCAGAUGGCUUCCAGACCCGGGGAUGGGCCUGGCCUACGGGACCAACAAAGGAGACCUGGUCAUCUGCAGGCCCGUGUUCUACCGUAGUGAUGGAGAGAGCCCGGCCGAAGCAAGCGCAGAGCCCAUAUUCACAGUUAACAGCAGUGGUGGAACCAGCAGAACCCGCAGUACAGAUCGACCAGGGGUCCCCAGUCGUUCCAGCUGGAGACUUGACAGAGACAUGGGUCUCAUGAACGCCAUUGGCCUCCAGCCCCGACACCCCGCCCCCUCUGUGACCUCACAGGGCACUCAGACGCCCAUCGUCCAGCUGCAGAACGCCGAGACGCAGACAGAGAGGGACCUCCCCAGGCCCAGCACCUCCCACGCUGCUGCUUAUGAAGUCCGUCAAGAGCUCCCGUCCACGAGCCGCGAGGCCAAAGGGAGCCUCGAGCAGCCACAAACCAGCCAGAUCGAGGACAGUACCCUGGGGGACGCCUCAACAGAAGCCGGCACCUCUACCGCUAAUACCGGUGAGGCCCCAGAGUACACCCCGGGAGAGGACGCCCUGGCACGGAUCCGCCGGCUCAUCGCAGAGGGCGGAAUGACAGCGGUGGUCCAGCGGGAGCAGAGCACCACCAUGGCUUCCAUGGGUGGGUUUGGCAACAACAUUAUUGUCAGCCACCGCAUCCACCGCGGCUCCCAGACUGGGGCAGGUGCUGCAGCCAAGCGGCCUAGCAGCAGUGACCCUAUUCUGGCCGAUCCUGGCCCCUCUACAGCCUCCCCUUCCGCUUGCCCCCUCAACUCCCUGUGUCUCAGCCUGGAGCACCCCCCUGCUCCUUCAGAGCCUCGCCCAGGUCAGGUGUGGGGUCUGCCCUCCCUCUCUCAACCACAACCCCCUGGCCUAGCCUCAGAGGGUGAGGGGGCCAGUCUCUCAAUGGACAUCGACAACGUGUUUGAAGGAGCCGGCCGAAUGGACGAUUCUGAGCCAGGCCCCUCUUCCUCCCUGCUCUUCUCCUCCUCUUCUUCCUCUCGCGGCUCUUACCCCUCUGGCACCGGCAGAAAUGGCAACAAUAAUAACAACAACAACAACAACGGCAGUAACAACAGAGAUAGUUACCCAGGUGACCCUUACAGCAGGUAGAGUUCUGUGUGACUUGGCCCUUAUUGCCCAGGAGAGGGAGAGAAUCCCUCAGAGAUAGUGGGUGAGUGCUUUGGGUCGACAGACGGUGUAUCACGAACCCUAAAGCCGAGUUGUACACUACACGAUUUUUGGCCCCCGAUUUAGCUGUCGCAGACAAGUUUUUGAGAUCGGAGACAAAAUCACCAUGUUGUUGCCAACUCGAACCGUCCAAGACGUCCCAAUAUUUUCAAACAUGUUUGAUUUUAUUGGCACAAUGUGUAAUGCUCUUGUAGUGUGAGAUGUAAUGACGCGUUUUGAGAACGGUGAUCGGCAAAGGGCAAUGUGAGCUCGCCAGAGUAGAAGCCAGUGAGAUGAUGUAUCCCAUCAACCAUAAUGUGUAGAUUCUCGAACAGGAGCGACGACGACUACUACUAGCUAGCUAGUAUGCGUUUGUACUUGCCUUAAAAGCCAAAGUGUCAAAUGGUUACCGCUAUGAAGUUCACAAGCAAAAUGUAUUGGCUAGAUAUUUCAACUCUAUGGCAAGCGUGGAUGUCUGACUAUAAACUUUUGAGGAUGCCUUGAGCCACAGCUCGUUCUAGCAGCGUUAACAAUCGAAUCACAUCACCUUGUUUUCGCCAGACAGCGUGGUAUCGAGAAUCCUCACGACUAAGUGAAGAAUCUUGUCUUGUACCACAUCGUUUAGUGUGACAAACUACAGGUAAGACGGUUGUUCAAUGUGAGCGGCUCAGCGAUGUUUGGAUGUUGAAAGUCGUGUAGUGUACGCCCGGCAUAAAGGAACAGUAUGGCCCUGUCUUGCUGGUGCGCUUCUCCUCAAAGCCUUAUCUCACAAAGAAUGGGUGCUCAGACUCGGCAGGGUAUCCAGCCCUGAACACAAGGGACAUAAGCUCCCCCUCCCCCACCCUCCCCAUGCUGCACCCAUCAGUGGCAUUGUGAUCCCCCUGCAUUGGUGUGCACUUACACUGCACUUAAAAUGGACCUUAGUUGUAUGAUCAUUCCAUGUCAGAAAGGCUUUUACUUGAAUUGUGCCAGCACCGGGGUACCGAUGCUGAGAUCUUUUUUUUCAGUCCUUUCUCUUUGCAUAGGUGUGACCGAUAGACAAGGUUACUCCAUUCAAAGUGCCAUGUAAGGGUAAUUGUAAACAACAACAAGAAACAGUUAGUUUCUCCAGUGUGUGCAGCGUUCUGGUGCCAUGUGAUUUGAUGUGAAAUAGCGUGCGUUUUUAUAUUUGGAAGCUUUUUUUCUUUCUUUUUUUUUUUUUUGCUGCCAAGUUGUAGGACGUGUAUUUGUAAUUUGAUGAUAAUGCAUAGAGGAAAGAAUCCUAUUGUUGUAUGAAUCAUGAGAUGCGUGUGGCAUGACGAAAGCCAUGCCUUUCAAGAGAAUCUUCAGCUGCCUGUUUUUUUUUUAUUUUUUAUUAUAUACUGAACAAAAAUAUAAAUGCAACAUAUUUUACUGAGUUACAGUUCAUAUAAGGAAAUCAGUCAAUUGAAAUAAAUUAGGCCCAAAUCUAUGGAUUUCACAUGACUGUGCAGGGGCGCAGACAUGAGUGGGUCUGGGAGGGCAUAGGCCCACCCACUUGGCAGCUAGGCCCAGCCAAUCAGAAUGAGUUUUUCCCCACCAAAGGGCUUUAUUACAAAGAGAGACUCCUCAGGACCCCACCCCCUGAGACGAUCCCACAGGGGAAAAGCUGAAUGUGAAGGUCCUGAGCUGGCGUGGUUGCGAGGACGGUUGGACGUACUGCGAAAUUCUCUAAAACGACAUUGGCGACAGCUUAUGGUAGAGAAAUUAACAUUAUAUUCUCUGGCAACAGUUUUGGUUGACAUUCCUUUAGUCAGUGUGCCAAUUGUACACUCCCUCAACUUGAGACAUCUGUGGCAUUGUGUUGUGUGACAACUGCACAUUUUAGUGGACUUUCAUUGUCCCCAGCUCAAGGUGCACCUGUGUAAUGAUCAUGCUGUUUAAUCAGCUUCUUGAUAUGCCACAUCUGUCAGGUGGAUAGAUUAUCUUGACAAAGGAGAAAUGGUCACCUACAUGGAUAUAAACACAUUUGUGUACAACAUUUGAGAGCAAUAUGAUAUUUGUGCAUAUGGAACAUUUCUGGGAUUUAGUUCACCUCAUGAAACAUGGGACCAACACUUUACAUGUUGCGUUUAUAUUUUUGUUCAGUGUAGAUUAACUACGUCAGAGAGGUCCCCUCAAAAGAAUUGUUGUCCAUAUUACCCAUCAGGCCCCAAGUGUACAGAGCAUCUGAUUCAAAGUUAAGAGUCCCCUAUUGCUUCAAGUUCAAGCAGGAUAUGGUGGAUGUAUACAAAAUGGUGGAUGUAAUGUUAAUGUCUAAUCGAUCAUUUCUGACUAUUGAUACUGUACUAUUCUACUGCAUGUUUUCAAUAAUGCUGCAUUGUUUCCGACAAAAAAAGGGAACGCCAUCAGUACAAAAGUCUAGCAAAAUACAGACAAAUCAGCAUUGAAGGACAAACAAACUCAAAAUCCCACAUCUGUUUGGGGAAGCAUUAGCCAGCCGUCUUGCCUGGCUUGUCAUGCUGAAAAGCAGCACCGUCAUUCCUCUCCUGUUGCACUAGAGUGACUGUGUUUGGUGUCGAGGUGUGUAUGGUGAGCGGUGAGGUUCGGGUCAGGACGUGUUUACUAUCUGGUCCCUGGUCACACACUCCACAAACCCCCACCCCUCCGGCCUAAAAGUGUGAUGGAGACCAUCCCCCGGAACCAGACCAGACCUAGAGCCCCCUGUCGCCUGCACUUGCCGCUGUUGCUCCAGGGACCCCGUGAGAGACGAGUAGUUACCAUUUAGGAUUCAGUAAAACAAACCUGACUGUUGACUUGAAUUACGCACAGUGACCCUCCCCUUCCCACAAAGACUCUGAGGGGGAGAGAGCAGGGGGCUAGCUGGAUUGGCUUAUCCAUAGCUGUCUGUCAAUGAGGAGUGUCUUCACUGAGCGUCUUCAGUCAAACCCCAGCACCAACACACCCAGCGCUUCAGAAGCAUUGAAGAAGAGCUGUUCUGUGUGUGUCUGUAUGUAUGUGUGGGCCAGAAGGCUGGUAUAUGUAGAAUCUCUCUUAGUUGCUCUGCCCUAAUGGUGUGGUUUGGUACGUCAGGGUCGGGAGCUUUCGAUUGUAAUCUCAACCUGUCCCCCUGCUGAAUCAGUCAUUUUUUUUAUUUUGAACUUGAAUUCUUGAUCACCAUUCAUUUUUAAUGGUUUUGUACUGUAAUGUCGUCAGAGGUACAUCUGUAAUGUCGUCAGAGGUACAUCUGGCCUAUUGUGGCAGGCAGUGUCCUUAGCAUAUCAUUUCACUAAAGCCCCAUGACCGCGUCGGGUGCUUAAAGGCGAGAGAAACAAUGGCCCAUUUAACUUUUAUUUUUAAAAUGACCCAUAAUGCUUAGCUAUUCACAUUUUGUAUCGCUUUGUAGGGUUCUUAUAUUGAUAGUUUAAGUUGGUGGGAUUUGGAUUGAUUGGGGGGAGGGGAGAAGGGGUUAAUGAAGAUUAGCUGAAAAUGCCAUAUUGAGAGUACAGGACCUAAUGAAAGGAGCGAAUGGAGAGUGCCCUGUUUUUGUUUUUUGCUGUGUGCGGCUCUAAGCAAGCUGUUUGUUGCAUGUAUGAAAACUGUCUUACUGAUUAGAAGAAAGUCAAAUUGCCUGGCAGGUGAAAAAUAACUGUUGAACUAUCUGAAUGCUCCUCCUGGCUUUACUUGAUUAGAGAAGAUUUAAAAAGAAGAAACAAAAGUUGGCUGUUCAUGUGUCUGUUUUGUGUGAAAGAGCGCUGUACCGCAUCACUUCUCCCAUAUGUCCCUCACCCUGAAUGAUACACAUGCUGUAGGUCCACAACUACACAUUUAACAGUGCAAAUCAAUGGUAUACAAAGGUAAACUGUCUCGCCUAAUAUUACAAAACAACUAUAUCAAACUAUCAAGUUUGUCCACUUCAUUGGCUUUGACUUUUCUGUGGUGUAAUUAAAGAGAUUUGUUGACAAAA
Oncorhynchus nerka (sockeye salmon) is the source of this 8755-nucleotide messenger RNA. RefSeq names its product autophagy/beclin-1 regulator 1b (gene ambra1b). NCBI's taxonomy places the organism in Eukaryota, Metazoa, Chordata, Actinopteri, Salmoniformes, Salmonidae. Gene Ontology annotation, molecular function: protein binding. Gene Ontology annotation, biological process: autophagy. The record is from RefSeq and is a predicted model, not a curated record. Gene Ontology annotation, cellular component: intracellular membrane-bounded organelle.